Messenger RNA from Grammomys surdaster, 638 nucleotides. Its product is annotated as UL16-binding protein 6-like. The transcript has 3 exons. The annotation marks the transcript as partial. The record is from RefSeq and is a predicted model, not a curated record. NCBI's taxonomy places the organism in Eukaryota, Metazoa, Chordata, Mammalia, Rodentia, Muridae.
AGGCUGCUUCUCUCUGCUGCAGUUUCAAUGUUAGCAACUCUGGACAGUGGAGCUAUGAAGUCCAAGGCCAAGUGAACACAGAACCUUUCCUUCACUAUAGAAAUGACAAAUGUCAUGUCACUGAUGCUCUUGGGAACAGACUCAAUGCUACAGAUAUCUGUAAAAAACAUUUUCACAAUCUAAGGGAUGAAGUUUACUACUUCAAAGAGGUGCUGUAUCAAAUACGGGAGGAGAAUAAGACAAACAGAGGGACCCUCACUCUGCAGUCCAAUGUAUGUGGCUGGUAUGCAACAGAAGGAAAUUUCAUGGGAUCCUGGAAGGUAAGCCUCAACGGAAGCAAAAUGUUCGAUGGUGAUACUAAUGAAAGCCUUCGAAUCGAUCCUGGAACCAACUGGACAGAAGAGAUGAGGAAGAAAAUCACAAAUCUAAAUGACUUCUUAACCAUGAACUCACAGGGUGAAUUCAAGAACAAGCUUAAUGAGUCUAAGUUGCACUGUGAAGAAAACAUGGAGCCUACAGCCCUGCUAACCACUAUUGCAGAUGUGGACCAGCCUCCAUCCAGGGCAUGCAUUCAAAACUUCUCUGCCCUGCUCACAAUCCUUAUCUUCUUCCUGUAUGUUUCUGAGGAGAAUCCUUGA